AUGAUUUUCAUCAUGUUUCUUACAAUUGUCGAAGAAUGUGCGGGUCUGCCUCUUACAAUUGUCGUUGUAGCUAGUACAUUGAAAGGAGAAGAGGAACCCCUUAUUUGGAAAAACGCACUCAGGGAAUUGAAAGAGACAAUAGAAAAAGUGGAGGGAGUGGAAGCUAAAGUGAUAGAGCGUUUGAAAUUUAGCUUCGAUCACUUAAAGGACGAGAAAGUGAAAUAUUGUUUCUUACAUUGUGCAUUAUUUCCUGAAGAUUUUGAAAUUUGGAAGGAUGAGUUAAUUGAGUGCUGGAUUGAAGAGGGAUUCAUAGAUGAUAUGGCUACAAGACACGAAAUGAAAGGCAAGGGCCAUGUUAUUUUGAAGAAGUUGGAAUAUAAUUGCUUGUUGGAAAAUAUUACCACUGAAUUUGGUUUACAUCGCAUAAAGAUGCAUGAUGCAGUGAGAGACAUGGCACUGUCGAUCACAAGAAUGAAUCCUCGAUAUAUGAUACAAGCAGGUUCGCAAUUAGAAGAGUUACCAGAAAAGGAGCAAUGGAGUCCAGAUAUUGAGAAAGUGUCACUUAUGUAUAACUCCAUAUCAGAAGUUUCCAUAGAUGUGCUGCCUACAAAAUGUCAACUGCUCACAACCUUGUUAUUGCGGGGGAACCCUGUAAAGAAAAUCCCAUAUUCUUUAUUCAUGAACAAGCCUUGUCUUAGUGUUCUCAAUUUGCCUUUUACAAAGAUCGAGAGUUUACCAAAUUCCAUCUCUGAACUAAAGAACCUCACAACAUUAUUGCUUCGUGGCUGUUAUCAAUUAAGAGAUCUGCCAUGUCUUUCGAUGCUUCAAGAAUUGAAGAAGUUAGAUCUUUGUUGGACAGAAAUUGAGGAAGUCCCUGAAGGCAUGGAUUUGCUGAUAAAGCUAAGAUAUCUUGAUCUUCAAGUGUUCACUCUGAAAGAGAUACCCGCUGGACUUUUACUAAAACUCGUUCACCUUCAGCACUUGAGUUUUGAUGUGUACAAUGAAAAAACAAGUCUAAAAGCAGAGGAGAUGGAACCAUUGAAGAAGUUGGAGUGCUUUACCGGACGUUUUGAAGACAUCAAUGAAUUCAAUAAGUUCAUCGCCUCGAUGCAACAAUGUAAGAAAAAUCUCAUCAAGUACUAUUUACAGGUGGGCUCAUCUUUUAUGCCUGCUGCAAGAGAUAAAACAGUAACAAUUGGAGGAGUCCAGAAUUGGGAAGGUGAGUUAAUUACGCACCCAAUUGAAAAUCAACACUUGAAUAUUGUAAAGUGCGACUAUUUGAGAAACAUAGUCGAUGAUAAUUCUUCCCUGAAAAAUGCGAUUGAGUUGAGGAUUUAUGAAUGUAAAGGGAUAGAGUGUGUUGUUUCCUUGUCCUCUUUGGCCUCUUCUUCCGCUCAUCCAUUUCAGAGCGUCGAGAUAUUGGAUCUUCAACAUCUGCCAAAGUUGAGUGCCCUUAUUAUGAAUGAUGCAGGAAUUGGUUCAGCAACAACAUCAACAUUUGCUCCGUCUACCACCUUUUCCCAUCUUAAGAAAUUUUAUUUACAGAGAUGCUCAAGUAUGAAGACGUUGCUUCCACAUUGGUUGCUUCCAAACCUCCAAAACCUGAAAGAAAUACAUGUGGGUGCUUGUAGUCAGCUAGUAGAAAUAUUGGGAGCAGCAACAUCAGAAGUUGAAGAAAAAGGGAGUGAUGCAUUAAUCAAAUUCCAUCUUCCCAAAUUGGGAGAGGUGGAAUUGUGGAGAUUACCAAAUUUGAAGAGCAUAUGCAGCAAAAGUGGAGUGAUGGUUUGUGAUUCUCUCCAACUUAUCCAAGUUUCUGGAGAUUGUGAUGAACUGAAGAGAAUUCCUCCAUUUGUUCCCCUUGUUGGCAAUGGGCAGCCAUUUGCAAUGCUCCACCUUCUCUUACCAUCAGGUCAAGCACAGAAUGGUGGGAAUGGUUGGAGUGGGAUGACCAUCCAAACUUAA
Gossypium raimondii (Peruvian cotton) is the source of this 1962-nucleotide messenger RNA. RefSeq names its product disease resistance protein At4g27190-like. The transcript has a single exon. The record is from RefSeq and is a predicted model, not a curated record. The coding region runs from base 1 to 1962 and encodes 653 amino acids. Lineage: Eukaryota; Viridiplantae; Streptophyta; Magnoliopsida; Malvales; Malvaceae.